This is a messenger RNA of Cyprinodon tularosa, 4761 nucleotides long. RefSeq lists its product as uncharacterized. Lineage: Eukaryota; Metazoa; Chordata; Actinopteri; Cyprinodontiformes; Cyprinodontidae. The record is from RefSeq and is a predicted model, not a curated record. Gene Ontology annotation, biological process: telomere maintenance; DNA repair. The transcript has 2 exons. Gene Ontology annotation, molecular function: DNA helicase activity. The coding region runs from base 34 to 4614 and encodes 1526 amino acids.
AACAGGUACCAUAAUAAUAAGUCAUUCUGUGCUAUGCAUAAAAUCAGAAUGGCAUUAAAUGUAAAAAGAAAGUACAGGCAGAUGAAAAGAUGCCCUCAGAGACAAACAGAAGACAGUGGAACACAGGUUCUACAAAAUGACACACCUGAGAUCAGACUGAUCAAUGAUGCUGUUUCAGUUUUCAAAUUAAAUGUAAAGGCUGGUCCCACUUAUGUCUGCACUGUGUGUCAUAAGGCCUCAUUUCCCAACCAAGUAGUAGUCUGCAGAAGGUCAAGUUAUGUCAAAAAGCCAGAUGUGGUUGAGCGGUGCUUGACAGGGAAGUAUGUCCAUGUUUGUGAUGAAGGCUGCAGAAAUGAACGGUGCUCAGUUCCUGAUGAGAGAAGGAAAGAGUGGAUUUGUCACACCUGCCACAAUCAUCUGAAGAAAGGAUGCAUGCCACGCCUAGCAGCAGCAAACAAAUUAUGGUUGGCAGAGAUUCCCUGUGUUCUUUCAGAUUUAAAUAUCCUAGAAAGGCACCUUAUUUCUAAAGUUAUACCGUUUGCAAAGAUAGUCCCUCUCCCGAAAGGUAGACAACGACUGAUAAGAGGAAAUGUUGUGUGUGUUCCAUCAGAGGUUGAAGAAACUGUUCAUGCUUUACCCAGACUGAGGAGCGAGUCUCAGGUGUUGAGAGUGAAGCUAAAGCGGCGUCUGAGUUUUAGAGGUCAUUCACUUUUUCAGACAGUACAGUGGCCUAAACUAAUCUCUGCAUUACUGAAACUGAAGCAGAUUCAUCCAGAGUAUAAAGACAUAACUAUCAGGGAUGAAGCUGAGCUGUGUGACCCCACACUUCCAGAUGAUGAGGAUGAUGACAGUGAUGUAAGCAUGGAGGACGAUGACUAUGGUGAGGAAGAUCUCAUGGAAAUUGACAUUUUUGAGAGAAACGCUCAGUGUGAGAGAGAAAAUGAGCCUGAAAAUGAUCAGGACAGUGAAUGUGAGCAACCACAGCAACCACAAAAUGAUGGAAAAGAGGGAGAUAUGCCCAAUGGAGGAUUUGCUCUAGAGUCAUGCCUUCAGCCUCUUGACAUAUCAGAAGAAAUUCUCUGUUUCUCUGAUGGUGCUUAUUGUGUGGCCCCUGCAGAAAGAAAUAAUCCAGUCAGUUUUUUCAAGACCCCAAAUUUGGAAUCGAUGUCAUUUCCCGUACAGUUUCCGACUGGCGAGAAUACUCUAGACCAAAAGAGACUUCUUAAAGUCACACCAAGUGGAUAUUUCAAGUCUCGUCUUUUUCAUACAGACGAUCGGUUUGCCAGAGACCCAAACUACUUGUUCUUUGCACAGUUUGUAACCGAGGUAAAUCUGGCUAACAACAGCAUGACCAUACAGCUAAGAAAAGGUAAAACUAAGACCAGAGAUGGGCGCAGAAUAACCUCAAGCAUGUUACAGGACAAACACGAGGUUGAGAAACUGGUGAGAAAUAAAGAUGCAGUCAGAUUCAUGCAGCCACUCAGAGGCACUCCAGCUUUCUGGGAGAAAACCAGAAAGGAUCUGUUUGCCAUGAUCAGAGCACUGGGAAAUCCUACAUUUUUCCUCACUUUUUCAGCUGCUGAGUUCCGAUGGCCUGAAGUCAUUGAAGCAAUAAAGAGACAACAAGGUGAGGAGGUUGAUUUUGCGGCUCUUGAUUGGACUGCAAAGUCUGAGAUUCUGCGAUCUAAUCCUGUCACUUGCAUGCGUAUGUUUGAUAAGCGAGUUGAGGCGCUUUACAGAGACUUGCUGCUGUCAGAUGCUCAGCCUUUGGGGAGAGUGGUUGAUUUUUUCCACAGAGUGGAGUUUCAGCACAGAGGAAGCCCACACAUCCAUGGUCUGGUUUGGGUUGAGGGCGCUCCUGAGUUGGAGAAGUCAGCUGAUCAAACUGUGUGCGAUUUUGUUGACAAAUACAUCUCAGCACAACUUCCUGACCCUGACACACAACCUGAACUUUAUCAGAAAGUCAAUGAACUUCAAAAACACAGUAGGAACCACACAAGGUCUUGUUUCAAGAGUGUGAACUCUGGUUGUCGGUUUGGUUUUCCAAAGCCCCCUUGUACACGAACAAUGAUCUCCAGAGCCAUUGGGGAGGAGGAAGAGGAAGAUGACACUGAAAGUGCAAAGAACAAACUAAGACCUCUGAUGCAGCUGCUGAAUGAACCCGAAGUGGCGUCCAUGAGUUUAGAGCAGAUCCUUUCUCGAUGCGAGUUGACACUUGCGGAGUAUGAAAGUUGCCUUCACCGUAUGAGCAAAAAAACUGCAAUCUACCUGAAGCGUGAUCCCAAAGACUGCUGGAUAAAUGGGUACAACCCGCAUCUGCUCAAAGCCUGGGACGCUAACAUCGAUGUGUCUUACAUACUGAAUGCUUACUCGUGUAUUCAGUAUCUGACAAAAUACAUCACCAAGAGGGAAAGUGGUCUAUCAGAGUACCUGAAAACAGUCAUCGCCAGCUCAGACAUGGACAGAGUUAACGAGUGUGAUGAGAUGAGAGCUGUCAUGCAGGCUUACUCAAAAAAGAGAGAGGUAAGUGCUCAGGAGUGUGUGGCUCGUGCAUGUGGACUAAAGAUGAAAAGGUGUUCCCGCAGUGUCGUCUUCAUCCCUACCGAUGACAAUCCUGUGAAAAUGAGUCGCCCCAUGUCAUUCUUGGAGGACAUGCCACCGGAUUCUAGCAAUGUCUGGAUGAGCAGUUUGAGUGAUAAAUACAAAGCCAGACCUGAGACAUCCGAGUAUGAGGAGAUGUGUUUAGCUGAUUUUGCAGCUACCUGCAGGUUUGUGAGUUCAGACAAGGUCAACACUGAUGGUGUCUUACCUCUUCUCAAUCAGCUUGGAUUUGUCCAGAGGCGGAAAAAUGAUAAGCCCUCCGUCAUCAGAUAUUACAACUGUUCAAAGGAAAAAGAUCCUGAGCAAUUUUAUGCCAGAUUACUGAGAGUGUACCUUCCUCACAGAUCUGAAUUUGAAAUUCGAAGCGUGCAUUUUCCAACCUAUGCAUCCUUUUACAACUCUGCCUAUGUCCAACUACCAGGUUCAAACAAUCCUGAGAGUGUGAGAAGCAUUGUUGAAAGAAACAGAGACAAAUAUGAGAAAAACACUGAGGAUAUUGAGAAAGCUCUCGAGGAGUUUGAGGAUAACAGAGAUCUUGUGAUCGAUGAAUGGUGUAAUCUUGCCCCUGAAUCCGAAGUUGUGAGGUUGCAGUGUGAUGAUGAACUUCAGCCGCCAGAGCCAGACAAUGAACAGGAAAAUGUACCAGACUUUUGUCCUCAGUCUGCUCCUACCACAGAAAUGAGAGCCUUUAAGGAACCCCCAGCUAUGGAUCCUGCUGUACUGAGACAGAUGUAUCAGAACCUGAACCAGAAGCAGGCCUGUGUGUUCUAUGCAAUCAGAGACUGGUGCAUUAAACUUGUGAAUGGUCAGAACCCCGAUGCUUUUCACCUAUUUGUGUCCGGAGGCGGCGGAGUGGGGAAGUCACAACUUAUCCGAUGCAUCUACUCAGAGGCCCGUAAGAUACUGAACAAGUUGCAGGUACUUUCAGAGGAGGCUGAUAUUUCUAGUCCAACUGUUUUGCUAACAGCUUUUACUGGAACUGCAGCUUUCAACAUCUGUGGAACAACACUUCACUCUUUACUGAAGCUCCCACGCAGUCUGAAGCCACCGAUUCAAGGACUUGGUAACCAGCUGGAUGAACUCAGGUCGGAACUUUUCAACGCCCAAAUCAUCAUUAUUGAUGAGAUCUCAAUGGUUUCUAAGCCCCUCUUUGCUUAUGUGGAUGCACGACUGAAACAGAUCAAAGGUAAUCAGAGACCGUUUGGCGGGAUGUCCGUUUUGGCUGUCGGGGACUUCUUUCAGUUACCUCCUGUGCGACAGUCUAAGCCUCUCUGUGUACACGAUCCGACUGACAUUGACCUGUGGCAGGAGCAUUUUCAGAUGGUCACUCUGACUGAGAUAAUGAGACAGAAAGAUGAUGUUGUCUUUGCAGAGAUGCUGAACAGGAUUCGAGUGAAAGAAAAGACUGAUGAGCUGUCCCAGGCUGACAGAGAUUUGUUGUCACAGCGGAUUACAGAACCAGCCCUUUGUCCCACUGAGGUACUGCAUAUUUUUCCUACUAAUAAGUUGGUUGACGAACACAACUCUGCAACACUGGCUUUGUUACAUUCCAACAUAAUCACUAUUGAUGCAGAUGACUUUCAGAAAGAUCCACGUACAGGCAGAAUGGUACGGAGAGAAAAACCAUGCAAGGGAGGCAGAAAUGAUUUGGCUGACACUCUGAAAUUAGCCGAAAGCUCACGCGUUAUGCUCACUAGAAACAUUGAUGUACAAAAUGGUCUGGUUAAUGGUGCCUUUGGUACACUAACAUCUUUUGUCACUUCUGAGGGUGAUCAAAGCAUCUCUAAGCUGGGCCUGACAAUGGAUCAUCAGAAAGGUGUGACCAGAAACCAAAGUGGACCUGCAGAAACUGCCAAUCUGGUUUACGUCGAGAGAGCAGAGGAGAAUCUAAAGAACGGAGUGACGAUCUUCAUCUGGAUGGUUACAACAUGUUCAAACGCAACAGACAUGCAUCCUACACUAACUUUCCUCAGAUGGCCAGCAAAGGUGGUGGUGGGGUUGCUGUUUAUGUGAGAAACAACUUUCAGGUGCGUGAAAGACAGUAUUUGACCAAUGUGAUUGAUCUUGAGUAUGUUGCUUUGAAGGUUGAGGCUCCCUUCAGUGCAGUGAUUGCAGCUGUGUACAGACCACCUGACUACAGCCUAAAACCAUUCCUUCAAA